Molecule: messenger RNA, 4781 nt
Organism: Zonotrichia albicollis (white-throated sparrow)
Lineage: Eukaryota; Metazoa; Chordata; Aves; Passeriformes; Passerellidae
Gene: JAG1
Product: jagged canonical Notch ligand 1
Biological process (GO): multicellular organism development; cell communication; Notch signaling pathway
Cellular component (GO): membrane
Molecular function (GO): Notch binding; calcium ion binding
Source: RefSeq, a predicted model, not a curated record
CGGCGGCAUGCGUGCGCCCCGGCGGGCAGCCGCGGCGGCGUGCUCCAUCCUCCUCACCCUGCUCCUGGCGCUGCGGGCCCAGGUGACUUUAGCGUCGGGACAGUUCGAGUUGGAGAUCUUAUCCAUGCAAAAUGUGAAUGGUGAACUGCAAAAUGGAAAUUGCUGCGAUGGCACCCGAAACCCAGGAGAUAAAAAAUGCACCAGAGACGAGUGUGACACCUAUUUUAAAGUUUGUCUGAAGGAGUAUCAAUCGCGGGUCACUGCUGGCGGUCCUUGCAGCUUCGGAUCCAAAUCCACUCCUGUCAUCGGAGGAAAUACCUUCAAUUUAAAGUACAACCGGAAUAAUGAAAAGAACCGGAUCGUUAUCCCCUUCAGCUUCGCCUGGCCGAGAUCCUAUACACUGCUUGUCGAGGCGUGGGAUUACAAUGAUAACUCCACAAACCCCGACCGCAUCAUUGAGAAGGCGUCGCACUCGGGCAUGAUCAACCCCAGCCGGCAGUGGCAGACGCUCAAGCACAACGCGGGCGCCGCGCACUUCGAGUACCAGAUCCGCGUCACCUGCGCCGAGCACUACUACGGCUUCGGCUGCAACAAGUUCUGCCGGCCCAGGGACGACUUCUUCACCCACCACACCUGUGACCAGAACGGCAACAAGACCUGCCUCGAAGGCUGGAUGGGACCUGAGUGCAACAAAGCUAUUUGUCGUCAGGGAUGUAGCCCCAAGCAUGGUUCUUGCACAAUUCCAGGAGAGUGCAGGUGUCAGUAUGGAUGGCAAGGCCAGUACUGUGAUAAGUGCAUUCCACACCCGGGAUGUGUCCAUGGCACUUGCAUUGAACCAUGGCAGUGCCUCUGUGAAACCAACUGGGGUGGCCAGCUCUGUGACAAAGAUCUGAACUACUGUGGAACCCACCCGCCCUGCUUGAACGGUGGUACCUGCAGCAACACUGGCCCUGACAAAUACCAAUGUUCCUGCCCUGAGGGCUACUCAGGACAGAACUGUGAAAUUGCGGAGCACGCCUGCCUCUCCGACCCUUGUCACAACGGGGGAAGCUGCCUCGAGACAUCCACGGGAUUUGAAUGUGUGUGUGCUCCUGGCUGGGCUGGACCGACCUGCACUGACAAUAUUGAUGAUUGUUCUCCAAAUCCCUGUGGUCAUGGAGGAACUUGCCAAGAUCUAGUUGAUGGAUUUAAGUGUAUCUGCCCACCUCAGUGGACUGGCAAAACAUGCCAGCUAGAUGCCAAUGAAUGUGAGGGCAAGCCCUGUGUCAAUGCCAACUCCUGCAGGAACCUGAUUGGCAGCUACUACUGUGACUGCAUUACUGGCUGGUCUGGCCACAACUGUGAUAUAAAUAUUAACGACUGUCGUGGACAAUGUCAGAAUGGAGGAUCCUGUCGGGACUUGGUUAAUGGUUAUCGGUGUAUCUGUUCACCUGGCUAUGCAGGAGAUCACUGUGAGAAAGACAUCAAUGAAUGUGCAAGUAACCCUUGCAUGAAUGGGGGUCACUGUCAGGAUGAAAUCAAUGGAUUCCAAUGUCUGUGUCCCGCUGGUUUCUCAGGAAACCUCUGUCAGCUGGACAUAGACUAUUGCGAGCCAAAUCCGUGCCAGAACGGCGCCCAGUGCUUCAAUCUUGCCAUGGACUAUUUCUGUAACUGCCCCGAGGAUUACGAAGGGAAGAACUGCUCCCACCUGAAGGAUCACUGCCGCACCACUCCGUGUGAAGUAAUUGACAGCUGCACUGUGGCAGUGGCUUCCAACAGCACACCCGAAGGGGUUCGCUACAUCUCUUCCAACGUUUGUGGUCCUCACGGGAAGUGCAAGAGCCAGGCGGGUGGAAAAUUCACCUGUGAAUGCAACAAAGGAUUCACCGGCACCUACUGUCAUGAGAAUAUCAAUGACUGUGAAAGCAACCCCUGUAAAAAUGGUGGCACUUGCAUUGAUGGCAUCAACUCCUACAAAUGUAUUUGUAGCGAUGGAUGGGAAGGAACAUAUUGUGAAACGAAUAUUAAUGACUGCAGUAAAAACCCUUGCCACAAUGGAGGAACUUGCCGAGACUUGGUCAACGACUUCUUCUGUGAAUGUAAAAAUGGGUGGAAAGGAAAAACUUGCCACUCCCGUGACAGCCAGUGCGAUGAGGCGACGUGCAACAACGGGGGGACGUGCUACGACGAGGGGGACACUUUCAAGUGCAUGUGUCCUGCAGGAUGGGAAGGAGCCACUUGUAACAUAGCGAGGAACAGCAGCUGCCUGCCAAACCCCUGUCACAACGGUGGUACCUGUGUGGUCAGCGGGGACUCCUUCACUUGUGUCUGCAAGGAGGGCUGGGAAGGACCCACGUGCACCCAGAACACAAACGACUGCAGUCCUCAUCCUUGUUACAACAGUGGCACUUGCGUGGAUGGAGAGAACUGGUACCGCUGUGAGUGUGCUCCAGGCUUCGCCGGGCCUGACUGCAGGAUCAACAUCAACGAAUGCCAGUCCUCGCCCUGUGCCUUUGGAGCCACGUGUGUGGAUGAAAUUAACGGGUACCGUUGCAUUUGCCCCCCGGGUCGCAGUGGUGCAGCAUGCCAAGAAGUUACAGGAAGGCCUUGCAUUACCAGUGCUCGAGUCAUGCCAGAUGGGACUAAGUGGGAUGACGACUGCAAUACCUGUCAGUGUGUGAAUGGAAAGGUCACCUGUUCUAAGGUUUGGUGUGGCCCUCGGCCCUGUGUGCUGCACGGCAAGGGCCCCGGCGAGUGCCCCGCCGGCCACGCCUGUGUCCCUGUGCGGGACGACCACUGCUUCACCCGCCCGUGUGCUGCUGUGGGGGAGUGCUGGCCCUCCAACCAGCAGCCUGUCAGGACCAAGUGCAACUCCGACUCCUACUACCAGGACAACUGUGCCAACAUCACCUUCACCUUCAACAAAGAAAUGAUGGCCCCGGGCCUUACCACAGAGCAUGUUUGCAGUGAAUUGAGGAAUCUGAAUAUUCUGAAGAAUGUUUCUGUUGAAUAUUCCAUCUAUAUUACCUGUGAGCCUUCCCACUUGGCAAAUAAUGAAAUCCAUGUUGCUAUUUCUGCAGAGGACAUUGGGGAGGAUGAAAACCCCAUCAAAGACAUCACAGAUAAGAUCAUCGACCUGGUCAGUAAGCGCGACGGGAACAACACGCUGAUCGCUGCCGUCGCCGAGGUCAGGGUGCAGCGGCGGCCGGCCAAGAGCAGAACAGAUUUCCUGGUGCCCUUGCUGAGCUCGGUGCUGACAGUAGCCUGGAUCUGUUGCCUGGUCACCGUGUUUUACUGGUGCAUCCGAAAGCGCCGGAAGCAGAGCAGCCACACCCACACUGCCUCUGACGACAACACCACCAACAACGUCAGGGAGCAGCUGAACCAGAUCAAAAACCCCAUUGAGAAACAUGGAGCAAAUACUGUCCCCAUUAAAGACUACGAAAACAAAAACUCUAAAAUUGCCAAAAUAAGGACACACAACUCUGAGGUGGAGGAGGAUGACAUGGACAAGCACCAGCAGAAGGCCCGAUUUGCCAAGCAGCCAGCCUACACUUUGGUAGACAGAGAUGAAAAGCCCCCCAACAGCACCCCUACAAAACACCCAAACUGGACAAAUAAACAGGACAACAGAGACUUGGAAAGUGCACAAAGCCUAAAUCGGAUGGAGUACAUCGUAUAGCAGACGGUGGGGUGCUGCCAUGCAGGGCCUUUGAGUAUCAAUAGAAAGGCACUCAAGAGCUUGUAGUUCUUAAACUGUUGCGUAAUAUUUGAGUCUAAGGCUAUUAUUUACUUAGAAUCCUUGUGUUAAUUUAAGUUUGGACAAGCUGGCUUACACUGGCAAUGAUAGUUGCUGUGGUUGGCUGGAAUACCAAGUGCUGCAUUUCACAUCUAUGCAAAACUAGUCAAAAGUGCCCUCCUGUAAAUUCAGCUGCAGCUGAUCCAUCACAGAAAUGUUCCAUAAGGUUUUAUUACAUAGCCUUAUUGCUCUUCCUUAGUGUUCAUUUUUUUUUUCUGCCAGAUGUUCUGAUUUAUACAGUUUCUUUAGAAUAAUACAUUUUAUUUAUAUUUAUUGAAUUUGAGUUUUUUGUAUAUUGGUUUUAUGGUGACGUACAACUAGUUCUGUAUUUGAAAGUGCCUUUGCAGCUCGGAACCACAGCAACUAUCAAAAAUAAGUUUAUUAUUUAUUUUUUUAUUGUAUUUUUGUUGGGGGUGGGUGGGGGGAACUUGUCAGCAGUUGCUGGUAAAUGAAGAAUUUAAAGAGGAAAAUGUGUCAAAAAUAGAAGUUUGUAUAGAUAUGUAAAUAAUUCUUUUUUUAUUAAUCACUGUGUAUAUUUGAUUUAUUAACUUAAUAAUCAAGAGCCUUAAAAUAUCAUUCCUUUUUAUUUAUAUGUAUGUGUUUAGAGUUGAAGGUUUUUGAUAGCAUUGUAAGCUCGUGGCUUCUCUAUUUUGAAUUUAUUUUCUUGUUACAUGUUGCCUAUAUGCCAAAACUAAGGUGUUCUAAAAUAGUUUAUUUUUAAUAGGAUGGGCUUUCAUGCCUUGAUGCUGGUUUUUGUACAAUGUCAAACGUUUGAAACACCUUCCAUAGUAUCACUUUAAGACUAUUUGUAAGUACUGACUGAGGCAGUUUAGAGAAUUAGACUAGAAAAUUUUUUUUGCUGCUUUAGACUUGAAAACCGAGUGACAGGCAGAUAAUCUGCUAAGAAGCAGUUUAAGGGAACAAAACUGAGCUAUUACUUUAUGUAGAUGAAAUGUGAGUGGUUGCAUGUAAUUAAAAAUAUCAAAUUAGCGUGUGAAGUUGG